AUGGAUAAAGAAGCAGUACACGAGUUUUGUAAUUUAUUGAGCUACAGCGAUAGAUGUGAGGUAUUGUCUCUUCUUCUGCAGUACUCCAACAGCAUUGACAAGCUUGCCUUCUUGUUCAACAGGGCGGAAGAGUACAAGCUGGUGCUGAGUUUGUCGCAGAAGAAGUCGAGCGAGUACCUUAGAGCACUCCAAAACAAGCUGUUAUAUUCGGUUGCUGUGGGGGCUGUCCUAGGCAUGUCGUCUGCGAUUCUUAUUGGUUGUCUUUGA
Molecule: messenger RNA, 267 nt
Organism: Nematocida minor
Lineage: Eukaryota; Fungi; Microsporidia
Exons: 1
Coding region: 1-267 (88 amino acids)
Source: RefSeq, a predicted model, not a curated record